Molecule: messenger RNA, 1842 nt
Organism: Tachysurus fulvidraco (yellow catfish)
Lineage: Eukaryota; Metazoa; Chordata; Actinopteri; Siluriformes; Bagridae
Product: deoxynucleoside triphosphate triphosphohydrolase SAMHD1-like
Exons: 14
Coding region: 1-1497 (498 amino acids)
Biological process (GO): dGTP catabolic process; regulation of innate immune response; defense response to virus
Cellular component (GO): nucleus
Molecular function (GO): dGTPase activity
Source: RefSeq, a predicted model, not a curated record
AUGAGCCAGGGCUAUCAAGUGUUUAAUGACCCAAUCCAUGGUCACAUCAAGCUGCAACCCCUGCUAGUGAAGAUCAUCGAUACUCCUCAGUUCCAGAGACUGCGGUAUAUUAAACAGCUGGGAGGAGCCUACUUUGUGUUUCCUGGAGCUUCACACAACCGAUUUGAACACUCAGUAGGUGUUGGAUAUUUAGCAGGUUGUCUCAUUAAAACUCUAAGUGAAAAACAGCCAGAGCUUGGCAUCACGGAAGAAGACAUCCUGUGUGUUCAGAUCGCUGGCUUGUGCCAUGACUUGGGUCACGGCCCAUUUUCUCAUCUGUUUGACCGAAUGUUUAUCCCAAGGGUCCGUCCUGAACUGAAAUGGGAGCAUGAGAUUGCAUCAGUGAAAAUGUUUGAGCAUCUGGUGAAGGAGAAUAACCUGGAGGAUAUGAUGAUGAAAGAUUAUGGUCUUUCUAACAAAGACCUUGAAUUUAUCAAAGAACAAAUUGCAGGACCUUUGAAACCCUCUGCACAAAACAAGUGGCCCUACAGUGGAAGACCUGAGGAAAAGUCCUUCUUGUAUGAGAUUGUGGCAAAUAAGAGGACUGGCAUUGAUGUGGACAAGUGGGAUUAUUUCGCAAGAGACUCAUAUCACCUGGGACUCAAGAACAUCCCAGACUACCAGCGUUUCCUAAAAAUGGCCAGAGUGUGUGAGGUCAAUGGGAAGAAGAUCAUCUGUGCCAGAGACAAGGAAGUCCAUGAUUUAUAUGACAUGUUUCACACAAGACACUCCCUACACCGCAGAGCCUAUCAGCACAAAGUGACCAAGAUCAUUGAGGAAAUGAUAACAGAAGCCUUGGUCAAAGCCGAUCCUUACAUUCUGAUCCAGGGAUCCUCUGGAAAGAUGUACAAAAUGUCAGAGGCCAUAGAUGACAUGGAGGCCUACACCAAGCUCACAGAUAACAUCUUUGAGCAGAUCCUGUACUCCUCUAAUCCAAACCUGUCCGAAGCUCAAACCAUCAUGAAGAAUAUUCUCUGCAGAAAAUUGUACAAGUGUGUGGGACAGACGAUACCUGAAAAAGCUCUUAAUUUGACAGAGGAAGCAUUGGCCAAAGAAGUGGCUGAGUCCAAACCUGAUGACACUGAGGUUGUCCUGAAAGCUGAAGAUUUCAUAGUCAGCGUAUUUGGUAUUGAUUAUGGCAAGAAGGAGAAAAACCCCAUCGACAACGUCUACUUCUACUGCAAGCACAACCCCACUGAAGCCUUUCAGAUCCGCAAGGAACAGGUGUCCAAACUGCUGCCGGACAGAUUUUCUGAGGAGCACAUCAUUCUUUACUGCAGACAGACAGAUAAACUGGCAGAUGCAAAGAAAUACUUUCAGCAGUGGUGUAAGACGAAGAAUUUGAAACCUCGGGAUGCUAAUGUUUUAGUUCAAGAACUUACUCCUGCCAAGAAAACUCAAAAUGAAGAACAAGGAGAUGCAGAGGAAAAAGUUCGGGUAAAGAAAGCCCUCUUUUAAACACCAGGCACGGACAACAGUGUUGAAGCCAAUUCAACCAAUUCUCCUGUUAAAGGUUUAAAUUGAUUAUAAACUGAAUUUUAAACUGACUUAAACUCUAUCUUGGGGUCAUAACGUAUAUACUUCCAUUACUUGUUAGUUGUAUUUAGGGUAGGAAAACUGUUGUCUUCUAUUGCUUUACAAAAUAAUUAUUUUUACUUUAAUCACUUUCUUUCACAUGGUCAUGUAAAAGAUUUACCUUCAUGUAGGGACUUUCUGACAUUUAAGACUUUCUAUUAAGUUUACUUGGUGAUGUGUCUUAAAGAAAUUUAAUUUAAGGCUAAUAAAUUCUCUGGUUUCAUCUUA